AUGACUGUUGCCACACUCUGUCCCUGAAGACUAUCGUUUGCCGCCAUGGAUGCCAGCACAAGAGCAAUACUCAUCCAUGAUGGCCAAACCCCAGCACAAGAACGAGCAAUACUCAUUCACGACAUGCCGACGCAAGAAAAGCUGGCCAUCGACACGACGACCGAGAGGCUCGAGGCAGAUUUCCAGAAGGUGAAGACCAAGAUCCACAGGUUCCCCCGCGGCCUCCGUGGUAUCGGCGGCGACAAUGACCGCUACAUCGCACCGAGCGUGGUGGCCAUCGGCCCGUACCACCACAGCUCGGCGCACCUGCAGAAGAUGGAGGAGGUCAAGCGCGCUGCGGCCUACUACCACUGCAGAGGCCACUCGACGAUGGAGGUCUACGAGAAGGUGCUCUCCGUCGUGGGCGCCGCGCGCGGCUGCUACGACGCCGACGACCCGUCGGUCGUGGGCGUCAGCGACGACGACUUCGCGGCCAUGAUGUUCCUCGACGGUUGCUUCCUGCUGCAGUACAUGAUCUGCGACAACACCGCGCCGGUGCUGCAGAACCGGAUGACGCUGUCCACGGGGCCCAGCGUCCAGAAGGACAUCUUCCUGCUCGAGAACCAGAUCCCGUGGCUGGUGCUCGAGACCCUCACGGAGUUCAUGUCCGUCGACGUGCGCCGGUUUGUUGUCGGGAUGGGAGAGAAGUUCUUCCCACGAAAGGUAAAGGCAACGAAGGGAUGGCGGCGGAUGGAAUGGGGAUGCAAGUCAUUUAACCCGGCGUCGACGAAGGAAACGGAUGAACGAGGCGGCGGCAGCGGAUUCGAAGAUUAUAAGCCGCCUCAUCUCCUUGGCCUCCUCUGGUUCACUCAGGUAGUCUGGCAAGGCUGCAUGCCUGAAAGCGGGGUGAAAUACAAUGCCUAUACGUCGUCGCUAUCCUUCAGCGCCGUGGAGCUCGCGCAGAUCGGCGUCAGGCCGACAGUGAGCACGGAGUCGUGGUUCGGGGACAUGAGGGUCCUCCGGGGCCGCCUGUUCAGCAAGCUGUCGCUGUCGCCGCUGUUCCUGAACGGCGUCACCGCCUCCUGGCUGGUGAACAUGGCGGCGCUGGAGGCGAGCACCUCCUCGAGCUGGGAGUCGGACGGCUUCUUAGUGAGCUCGUACCUGUCGGUGCUGGCGAUGCUCAUGGACCGGAAGGAGGACGUGCACGUGUUGCGGGAGAGACGCGUGCUGCACGGCACCCUGAGCAACAAGCAGGUGCUCGGCUUCUUCAAGGACCUCGGCCAGCACCUGCGCCUCGGCAGGCAAUACUUCGCCACCUUGGAGCAGAUCGACGCGUACAAGCGCCACAGGUCGCUCUGGAUCGCCAUAUACAAGUUCCUCUUCAACAACUACAGGGUCAUCGCCGCCAUCCUGUCCAUCACCGGCGUGCUCGUCGGCAUCUUUAAGACCCUUCUCUCACUCAAGCAUCGUUGCUAGAUAUAAUACUAUAUGAUUCGUAACUCUCGCCACUCAUGCACGUUUUUCUUCUUAUUUUUGUUUUAUCCAAGGUCACAUUGUACACGCGAUAAAUAAUUUUUAUUGUAUAUGUAAC
Phragmites australis (common reed) is the source of this 1570-nucleotide messenger RNA. RefSeq names its product UPF0481 protein At3g47200-like. The transcript has a single exon. The record is from RefSeq and is a predicted model, not a curated record. The coding region runs from base 46 to 1455 and encodes 469 amino acids. Lineage: Eukaryota; Viridiplantae; Streptophyta; Magnoliopsida; Poales; Poaceae.